This is a messenger RNA of Sus scrofa (pig), 2290 nucleotides long. It is a transcript of the gene CLCN5, whose product is annotated as chloride voltage-gated channel 5. Gene Ontology annotation, molecular function: voltage-gated chloride channel activity. The record is from RefSeq and is marked validated. Gene Ontology annotation, cellular component: Golgi apparatus; early endosome; plasma membrane. Lineage: Eukaryota; Metazoa; Chordata; Mammalia; Artiodactyla; Suidae. Gene Ontology annotation, biological process: chloride transport; transmembrane transport.
AGAGGACAAGUCGUACAAUGGUGGAGGACUAGGUUCUUCAUACAGGAUGAUGGACUUCUUGGAGGAGCCAAUCCCUGGCGUGGGGACCUAUGAUGAUUUUAAUACAAUUGACUGGGUGAGAGAGAAGUCUCGAGACCGGGAUAGGCACCGAGAGAUUACCAAUAAAAGCAAAGAGUCAACAUGGGCCUUAAUUCACAGUGUGAGCGAUGCUUUUUCUGGCUGGUUGCUGAUGCUACUUAUUGGGCUGUUAUCAGGUUCCCUAGCUGGCUUGAUUGACAUCUCUGCUCACUGGAUGACAGACUUAAAAGAAGGUAUAUGCACAGAGGGACUCUGGUUUAACCAUGAACACUGCUGCUGGAACUCCAAGCACGUCACCUUUAAAGACAGAGAUAAAUGCCCUGAGUGGAAUAGCUGGUCCCAGCUUAUCAUCAGCGCAGAUGAGGGCGCCUUUGCCUACAUAGUCAAUUAUUUCAUGUACGUCCUCUGGGCUCUCCUGUUUGCCUUCCUCGCUGUGUCUCUUGUCAAGGUCUUCGCCCCUUAUGCCUGCGGCUCCGGAAUCCCUGAGAUUAAAACGAUCCUGAGUGGUUUUAUUAUUAGGGGCUAUUUGGGUAAGUGGACCCUGAUUAUCAAAACCAUCACGUUGGUACUGGCAGUGUCAUCUGGCUUGAGCCUGGGCAAAGAGGGCCCCCUAGUGCACGUGGCUUGCUGCUGUGGGAACAUCCUGUGCCACUGCUUCAACAAAUACCGGAAGAAUGAAGCCAAGCGCAGAGAGGUCUUGUCAGCUGCUGCCGCAGCCGGUGUGUCUGUGGCCUUCGGGGCACCUAUCGGCGGAGUAUUAUUCAGCCUGGAAGAGGUCAGCUACUACUUUCCCCUCAAAACACUGUGGCGUUCGUUUUUUGCGGCCUUAGUGGCCGCGUUUACCCUUCGCUCCAUCAACCCAUUUGGCAACAGCCGCCUGGUUCUGUUCUAUGUGGAGUUUCACACCCCGUGGCAUCUCUUUGAGCUCGUGCCCUUCAUCCUGCUGGGCAUCUUUGGCGGCCUGUGGGGAGCCCUGUUUAUCCGCACCAACAUCGCCUGGUGUCGGAAGCGGAAGACCACCCAGUUGGGCAAGUAUCCGGUCAUAGAGGUGCUCGUCGUGACAGCCAUCACCGCCAUCCUGGCUUUCCCCAAUGAGUACACCCGCAUGAGCACAAGCGAGCUCAUUUCCGAGCUGUUCAAUGACUGUGGCCUUCUGGACUCCUCCAAGCUCUGCGAUUAUGAGAACCGUUUCAACACAAGCAAGGCUGCUGAGCUUCCCGACAGGCCGGCUGGUGCGGGCGUCUACAGUGCGAUGUGGCAGCUGGCCUUGACCCUCAUCCUGAAAAUCGUCAUCACUAUAUUCACCUUUGGCAUGAAGAUCCCCUCUGGCCUCUUUAUCCCUAGCAUGGCUGUUGGUGCUAUAGCGGGUCGGCUUUUGGGAGUAGGGAUGGAACAGCUGGCUUAUUACCACCAUGACUGGGCCAUCUUCAAUAGCUGGUGCAGUCAAGGAGCGGACUGUAUCACCCCUGGCCUUUAUGCCAUGGUUGGGGCUGCAGCCUGCUUGGGUGGGGUGACUCGGAUGACUGUUUCUCUUGUUGUCAUAAUGUUUGAACUGACUGGUGGCCUGGAAUACAUUGUGCCUCUGAUGGCAGCAGCCAUGACAAGCAAGUGGGUGGCAGACGCUCUCGGGCGGGAGGGCAUCUAUGAUGCCCACAUUCGUCUCAAUGGAUACCCCUUUCUUGAAGCCAAAGAAGAGUUUGCUCAUAAGACCCUGGCAAUGGACGUGAUGAAACCCCGGAGAAACGAUCCUUCGUUGACUGUACUCACUCAGGACAGUAUGACCGUGGAAGAUGUAGAGACCAUUAUCAGUGAAACCACUUACAGUGGCUUCCCAGUGGUGGUAUCGCGGGAGUCCCAAAGACUUGUGGGUUUUGUCCUCCGAAGAGAUCUCAUUAUUUCAAUUGAAAAUGCCCGAAAAAAACAGGAUGGAGUUGUGAGCACGUCCAUCAUUUAUUUCACCGAGCAUUCUCCUCCAAUGCCCCCAUACACGCCGCCUACCCUCAAGCUUCGGAACAUCCUGGACCUCAGCCCCUUCACUGUGACCGACCUGACACCCAUGGAGAUCGUGGUGGAUAUCUUCCGCAAGCUGGGCCUGCGCCAGUGCCUGGUUACGCACAAUGGGCGAUUGCUUGGAAUCAUUACCAAAAAGGAUGUGCUGAAGCACAUAGCACAGAUGGCCAACCAAGAUCCCGAUUCCAUUCUCUUCAACUAG